Messenger RNA from Arabis nemorensis, 306 nucleotides. Lineage: Eukaryota; Viridiplantae; Streptophyta; Magnoliopsida; Brassicales; Brassicaceae. The record is from the annotation of a GenBank genome assembly.
AUGAGAUCAGUGAUUAAAGCUAGAAAAGGAAACGAUAGUAGCAAAAAGCUUUCUUCGAAAUCAAAGCAAGGGAACAGAGAGUUUGUGGUUGAGAUCGGGAUGAUAUUUGCGUUGCAACAUCCGAAUCUUGUGCAGCUUUAUGGUUGUUGCAUUGAAGGGAAAGAGCAUUUGCUUGUGUACGAUUACUUAAGAACAGCAGUCUCGCUCGCCACUCUUUGGUUCAGAGAAACAAAACUUUCACUUGGAUUGGCCAACAAGGAACAAGAUAUGCGUAGGGAUUGCGAAAGGAUUAGCUUAUCUACAUGA